Messenger RNA from Lycium ferocissimum, 1166 nucleotides. Its product is annotated as proteasome subunit beta type-7-A. The transcript is spliced from 9 exons. Gene Ontology annotation, molecular function: threonine-type endopeptidase activity. Gene Ontology annotation, cellular component: proteasome core complex. Lineage: Eukaryota; Viridiplantae; Streptophyta; Magnoliopsida; Solanales; Solanaceae. Bases 168 to 989 code for a protein of 273 amino acids. The record is from RefSeq and is a predicted model, not a curated record.
CAUUUAGUUGCCCCACAAAAAUCAGCAGGCCCAAUUCAUAGCUUCUUUUCUUAUUCUCCAAGAUCUCCACUAUUCAUAUCGUCUUCCAGUUCCUUAAUUUGAAAUCAUCAUCAGCUUUGUAAAUCACUACUGAAAACUUCAAUCAGAGGGUUUUAAAUUUCGCAAUAAUGGCGUCAAAGGCAACAAUAGAUGUUCCUCAAAAGGGUGGAUUUAGCUUUGAUUUGUGUAGAAGGAAUGAUAUGCUUGUGAAUAAAGGACUUAAGUCUCCUUCUUUCCUCAAGACUGGUACUACCAUUGUUGGCUUAAUUUUUCAGGAUGGUGUCAUUCUUGGAGCUGACACGCGAGCCACUGAAGGACCCAUUGUUGCUGAUAAGAACUGUGAGAAGAUUCAUUACAUGGCCCCUAACAUAUAUUGCUGUGGAGCAGGGACAGCUGCUGAUACUGAGGCAGUAACGGACAUGGUCAGUUCCCAACUGAAGCUUCAUAGGUAUCACACUGGUCGUGAAUCCAGGGUUGUGACAGCUCUCACUCUUUUGAAGUCUCAUCUUUUCAGCUACCAGGGGCACGUCUCAGCUGCUUUGGUCCUUGGUGGGGUUGAUGUCACAGGGCCACAUCUGCAUACUAUUUAUCCACAUGGAUCAACUGAUACUCUGCCGUACGCUACAAUGGGCUCUGGUUCCCUUGCAGCUAUGGCUAUCUUUGAGUCACAAUACCGGGAAGGGUUAAGUAAAGAUGAAGGGAUAAAGCUAGUAGCAGAUGCCAUAUUGUCUGGGGUGUUCAAUGAUCUUGGUAGUGGAAGCAAUGUUGAUAUCUGUGUGAUAACAAAGGGUCACACGGAGUACCUAAGGAAUCAUAUGUCACCUAAUCCCCGGACCUAUCCACAGAAGGGUUACUCAUUCCCUAAAAAGACCGAAGUUCUUCUUACAAAGAUUAUUCCAUUGAGAGAGAUGGUACAAGUGAGUGAAGGCGGAGAUGCUAUGGAAGAAUAAGUAUAUUGCAAUGAUGAGUUCCAUUGUCAUUUCUUUGAAGGGGUGUUGCAUUGUCAAACAUUUUCCAGAGUAUCAAGUGUUUGUAAUUUUCUAAAUGACCUGCUCCAUCAACGUUAUCAGAUAUAGCUUCCAAACAGUGCUGGAGAAUGAAAUAUUGGCUUGUAGUUUGUUUUUGCU